Molecule: messenger RNA, 1245 nt
Organism: Volvox carteri f. nagariensis
Lineage: Eukaryota; Viridiplantae; Chlorophyta; Chlorophyceae; Chlamydomonadales; Volvocaceae
Exons: 8
Coding region: 265-1245 (326 amino acids)
Cellular component (GO): lysosome
Molecular function (GO): cysteine-type endopeptidase activity
Source: RefSeq, a predicted model, not a curated record
CGGACGCCAGUUCUAUAAAGAAAUGGUGCCUGUAUGUUUGUUGUAUGUACGCGCCUGGUAAGUGCUUCCCUACUUGAACUGAAAAGUCCGGAGCAGAUGAACUGGAGGGGUAUUUUCCUCCAGGUCUGGACUCCUCUUGGGCCCUCUGGGGACUAGGGGGCCCUGUCCCCAGUGCCGUAAUGUCCCAUCUCUUUCGUGACGGGGGUUUCGGCGGGCCUGACCUAUUGAAGCAUGAACGUCUUGGUCAUGUAAACACGAACACAGAUGUCCGAUCUGGGCUCCCCCCGCACUGCCGCCAACCCUUUGACGAUCGCAGCCUCAGUAUCGGCCGUCCUGAGCGGGCUUCGCACCGCCGCCGAAUCCGCGCUGGAGGCCAACGCCCGCUUGGUAGACGAGCACAACCGCCGGGUCCGCGCCGAUGCUGCCGCCGCCGAUGCCGCUGCCAACGCUGUUGGAUCAUCGUCGGGGGCGGGCUACAGCUACAGCCUGUCCCUCAACCACUUUGCGCACAUGACCCAGGAGCAGUGGGCGGCCUCCAUGAUGGGCCUCGGCAGGCGCACCUCCAAGAGCGAGUCCGCCUCCGACUCCGACUCCGCCUCGGGCAAGAACGGGUCGCUGCGUGGCCGUUUGCCCACCUUUGUGGACUGGCGGGGCACCGGUGCAGACGGUCCGGGAGUCAAGGACCAGGUUUCUUGCGGCAGCUGCUGGGCUUUCAGUGCGGCAGGUGCUAUGCAGGGCGCCUGGUUCAAGGCAACCGGUCAGGCUCUGUCCUUCAGCGAGCAGCAGCUGGUGGACUGCGCCUGGGACUACGGAAACGACGGAUGCGCCGGUGGUUUCGUGGAGCCCACCCUCCAGUAUGUGGUGGAUGCGGGGGGUAUCGCUCAGGAGUCGGAGUACCCUUACUUAGCCCAGAACUCGUUCUGCAACGACGUCACCCAGCGCGGGGGCCCCGCCACCGUGCCUGUGUCCGCCCGCUUCUCUGGUUACCUUAACAUUCCCUCGCGCGAUGAGGCGGCGCUGAUGGAGGCGGUGGCGCUGCAUGGUCCCGUGGCGGUGCUUAUGAACGCGGCCUUGGCGCCGUUCAGGUUCUAUUCGGAGGGGGUCUACUACAACGAGGAGUGCGGCCAGGACCCUGACAGCAUGGACCAUGCCAUCUUGCUGGUGGGCUACGGCACCACCCCGGAGGGAGUGGACUACUGGCUAAUCAAGAACAGCUGGUCCAAGUAUUGGGGCAUGGACGGGUAA